This is a messenger RNA of Onthophagus taurus, 1413 nucleotides long. The record is from RefSeq and is a predicted model, not a curated record. NCBI's taxonomy places the organism in Eukaryota, Metazoa, Arthropoda, Insecta, Coleoptera, Scarabaeidae.
AUGAUGAGAGCUAUAGCUGCUUUAAGUCUUUUGAGUAUCGCUGGAAUUGGUGCGGAUCCUGUUGGAGUAUGCCCAAGUACUAAUGGUGCUUACGUAGACUUCCUUGUCGAUGAUAAAGACUGCAAUAAAUUCUAUAAAUGUGACUGGGGGAAACCUGUACUAUACACCUGCCCCUCUGAUUUACAUUUUAACUCUAAAUUAAACGUCUGUGAUUGGCCAGAAAACGCGGAAUGUAGUGGAUCAGCUGGACCUACUACUGGGACGUCAAUUCCAACUACACAACCUGAUUCAACCCCUAAUUCUGGAAGCUGCGAAUCCGUAACGUGUCCGUAUACACCUGGAAAAUACCCAGUUUUCCACGCUCACCCUGAAGAUUGUGGAAGAUAUUGUAAAUGCGAUAACUACGGUACUGUUCAUGACAUGCCAUGCCCAGCUGGAUUAUAUUUUAAUACUGAAUUAAAUGUCUGCGAUUGGCCAGAAAAUGUUGGAUGCAAUGGAGGCCCGAUUACCACUCCAAAACCAACUACCACUGAUGAAACAACUACCACUGAAAAAACAACUCCAGCUCCACCAAUGCCUACAACCCAAACAACCACUAUAACCACUCCUAAACCUGGAGAUUGUGCAUCAGUGACUUGUCCUUACACUCCUGGACAAUAUCCAGUUUUCCACGCACAUCCUAAAGAUUGUGGAAGAUAUUGUAAAUGCGAUAACUACGGUACUGUCCAUGACAUGCCAUGCCCAGCUGGAUUACAUUUCAAUACCGACUUAAAUGUUUGCGAUUGGCCAGAAAAUGCUGGAUGUAAUGGAGGUUCGACUACCACUCCAAAAACAACUACCACUGAAAAAACAACUCCAGCUCCACCAACGCCUACAACCCAAACACCCACUAUAACCACUCCUAAACCUGGAGAUUGUGCAUCAGUGAGUUGUCCUUACACUCCUGGUCCAUACCCAGUAUUCCACGCACAUUCUAAAGAUUGUGGAAGAUAUUGUAAAUGCGAUAACUACGGUACUGUUCAUGACAUGCCAUGCCCAACUGGAUUACAUUUUAACACCGAAUUAAACGUCUGUGAUUGGCCUGAAGAUGCUGGUUGCAAUGGAGCCCCACUUCCAACAACCACGCAAAAACCGGAUCCAACUACCGAUGACGUAUUACCCGAUGAUACCACUACAACUUCCACUCAAACACCAGUAACAUCUCCAGUUCCUGGUGAUGAUUGCUCUAGCGUCGUAUGCCCAUCUCAAAAUGGUGAUUUCCCCGUCUUCCAUUCCCAUCCUAAGGUUUGUGAUAGAUAUUGUAAAUGUGAUUGGGGAGUAGCGUAUGAUAUGCCAUGUCCUGAUGGUUUACAUUUCAACCCCGUUUUGAAUGUUUGUGAUUAUCCUGUUGAUGCCAAAUGUCCACAUGCAUAA